Messenger RNA from Hypomesus transpacificus, 965 nucleotides. Its product is annotated as tetraspanin-16-like. The transcript is spliced from 8 exons. Lineage: Eukaryota; Metazoa; Chordata; Actinopteri; Osmeriformes; Osmeridae. Gene Ontology annotation, cellular component: membrane. The record is from RefSeq and is a predicted model, not a curated record. The coding region runs from base 151 to 900 and encodes 249 amino acids.
CCAUCGAGCAAUUAAAUUCCUCCAACAGGUUUUGUUUGCCGGUACCUGGCUAGCAAAGUGUACUUACAUUAAGUUAGCCUAGGUAACAUUUACUGACGGUUGUUAACAAGUUGGAGUGAACCAGGAGGUUCAUGCCAUUGCUUUGCCACCAUGGCCAGACUACACCACACGUAUGCCAUAAUGAGGAACCUGCUGUUACUGCUUAGCAGCAUCCUAAUCCUGAGUGGGUUGGUGCUGUUGGGCAUGGGCGUGUGGAUCAUGUAUGGCGCGGCCACCUUCGUGCAGGUCAUGGGCUCCUUCUCCGUUCAUCUGGUGACCCUUAGCUACAUCUGCAUAGGGGUUGGAGGGGUGCUAGCUCUGCUGGGCACCGUGGGCUACCUCGGGGCCAAGAAGGAGAACCGUUGUCUCAUCUUGCUGUAUUUCUCCGUUGUGACAACGUUGUUUAUAGCCGAGCUCAUGGGAACCAUCACUGUCUUGUUUUACAAAGACCUAGUGGAGUUUACAAUUCGUGAGGCCAGUAAGAAGACUCUCAUGACGGCCUACAUUGGCCCCGCCUCCACUGACCCCAUAUCAAGCGCCUGGAACUCAGUGAUGAUCAAGAACAAGUGCUGUGGCUUCGAUAACUCCACGGAGGACUUCAAGAACUCUGUGUUCAGCACCAACACUGGCCUGCUGUACCCCAAGGCCUGCUGUGUGAACAUGAAGGAUCCCACCUGCGACGGCCUCACCAUAGAAGAGGGACUACUGCACCAAGCGAGCUGCCUUUCCAAGCUUGUCACCGUGAUCAAGGAGCAGAGCGUCAUCAUCGGCUCCACAGCUGCUGUCAUCUGUAUCAUGGAGUUAGUUUCCAUGAUCGUGUCAGUGGUGUUGUUCGUAAGGCUGGGAAACGUCUACUACUAGAGCAGCACUCCAACCCUCUCCGGACGUCCUCCAGCCGUCAUCCCAAUAAACGCACCUUGCACAGA